Uncinocarpus reesii 1704 is the source of this 1080-nucleotide messenger RNA. RefSeq lists its product as uncharacterized. The record is from RefSeq and is a predicted model, not a curated record. Bases 1 to 1080 code for a protein of 359 amino acids. NCBI's taxonomy places the organism in Eukaryota, Fungi, Ascomycota, Eurotiomycetes, Onygenales, Onygenaceae. The transcript has a single exon.
AUGGUCCUCAUCACCCCAGGCACAAUCUCAGUGUUCGUAUCGACUUCAGUCGUCGGGCUCUUUACGUUUCUUCUCUUCCUGUCCGGCUACGUGCUGCAGCAGCAGUCCGUCCGCAACAUACAGGCGGCCUUGCCAAGGAACUUUGCGCCUAUCUCUACGCCAAAGCCAAACCCACCAAUUUCUAAAGAGACAGCCGGGGCAAGGAUAGAGAGCCAUUUUGCGACUGGCGUCAAGAAUCCCAGUUUAUAUGAUCCGGUUCCAGACCACAAGCAUGGUUCUCAACAGGCCCCGAUAGAUGGUGGGAUUAAGAAGCUCUCACCAAAUACAAAAGCUUACGUUCAGAUCUUAACAAAACCCAGCGCAGCGGAUAUAUGCUCCACGCUUCUUUUUGCGAAAGCUUUGACCUCGAAUAGCUCCUCUACUAUCGAAAGAAUAGUUAUCUACCCUGAGUCUUGGGGCUCAAGCCCCCCGUCUGCCAAUAUCGCGGCAGCAUUACGCACUCUUCGGGCAUCCAGCGAGCGAUACAACCUUACUUUAUACCCCAUGGACAUGAGCAAUGCACAAGGAGGGCGGCUGUUUACAGCACCUCUGUUGAAAAAGGCUUCAGCCCAAUUUGGAGCUUACGAACGGAUGUUGUACCUGCAAGCCCCAGGAGUGGUCCUCGAUGCGGAAAAGCUCGAUCAAUUAAUGCAUCCCCCUAACGAGAAUGACCUAUUAUCCGAACAGACUUCACUUUUAUGGGGGUGGUGGGCAGACAGCAAGUCAAAGACCUGGGUUCGAACGCAGCUUAAACUUACAGCUACCAGUAUGCCGCCUGCCGUCCUCUUUACGUCGAGAUAUCUUCGCCCGGGCGUGCUGUCGAGCCAUUCCCAUAUACUUGGUCGACUGACGCGGCGGAGUUAUGUGGAUUCCGCGAUGGGCGUGUUGGAUAAUUAUGAUAUGGGCGCUCCCAAGGAAGAGCCGGCGUAUGUAUAUUUUGAGAAGAAUAAGGAUCGAAUACGAGAGCGAAGGAGUGUAUACUAUUUGGAUUGGAGAAAGCACCUGGGGGCCGUUUGUGGUGGGCUUGAUUUAGAUGAUUGA